Molecule: messenger RNA, 225 nt
Organism: Darwinula stevensoni
Lineage: Eukaryota; Metazoa; Arthropoda; Ostracoda; Podocopida; Darwinulidae
Source: the annotation of a GenBank genome assembly
AUGCGCUUCAUAUGGCCGCCUGUAGUAAAGGCGCUGGACGAACGAGCUGCAAAAGUGGCUGACGGUUUGGCUGCGGCAGACAAGGCCAAACAAGCUGCGGCUGAGCACGAAGCUACGUUAAAGGCGCAAAUGGAGCAAGCUGGUGCCGACAACGCUGUGCGUUUGGCCAAUGCUGAGCGUCAGGCGCAACAGAUUGUAGAAGAAGCAAAGUCCAAGGCUGCUGAC